AUGUCUGAAAUGCCUCGCGAUAUUAAAGAAAGUUUUAAUUCACUUGGUCGUGCUGUUGGUAAUAGAAUAGCUGCUCGCCUUAUAUUUAGAUGUUUAACACCAGCAGCUAGAAGUAUGGUUUGUGCAUUAUCAAUAGAAAGAGAUUUGAUUAGCGAUGCCUGUGAAGAUGCUAUUCAUAAAAUCUCCGAAGAAGAAAAAGAAAACCAAAAUAUCAUGGUUCCAUUGUUGACUUCAUUAUCAGCAUCACAAGCACGUAAUCAUGCAAAUCAAUUAACCUCAAAUGAACUAUAA
Molecule: messenger RNA, 291 nt
Organism: Adineta steineri
Lineage: Eukaryota; Metazoa; Rotifera; Eurotatoria; Adinetida; Adinetidae
Source: the annotation of a GenBank genome assembly